Molecule: messenger RNA, 2252 nt
Organism: Scheffersomyces stipitis CBS 6054
Lineage: Eukaryota; Fungi; Ascomycota; Pichiomycetes; Serinales; Debaryomycetaceae
Gene: FET33
Product: putative oxidoreductase
Exons: 2
Coding region: 1-1896 (631 amino acids)
Biological process (GO): cellular response to iron ion starvation; reductive iron assimilation
Molecular function (GO): copper ion binding; ferroxidase activity
Source: RefSeq, a predicted model, not a curated record
AUGCUUAUUCUACGCGUUGUCUACGCUUUGGUCUGGGCUCUCUUGUCGGUAUCUCCAAAGACGCAUGUCUUUCAUUUCAACUUAACAUACGUGGACGCCGAUGCAGACGGCACUUUCUCGAGGAGAAUGAUCGGUAUCAACAACCAAUGGCCACUUCCAACUAUUCGAGUCAAGAAAAACGACAGAAUCCAAAUCCAUUUCACCAACUUGCUUGAGACAAAAGCUUCAUUACACUUCCAUGGUUUGUUCCAGCAAGGAACGAAUGCCAUGGACGGCCCAGAAAUGGUCACACAAUGCCCCGUAGCACCAGGGUCGACUUUCUUGUACGAUUUCAAGGUCACUAAACAAGCUGGAACUUACUGGUACCAUUCACAUUCCGGUUCUCAGUAUGCAGAUGGAUUGAGAGGUAUCCUCAUCGUUGAAGAUACUGAGCAGGACUAUCAUUUCCAUUUUGACGAAGAAGUGGUUCUAUCUGUAGGAGAACACUACCACCAGGAAUCAUCGGAAGUGUUAAGCAAGUUCAUGAGUAGGUACAACCCUACUGGAGCAGAGCCGAUUCCUCAGAAUUCGCUUUUCAACGAAACCAAGAACGUCACAUGGCAUGUGGAGCCAGGAAAGACAUAUUUGUUGCGUAUUGUGAACAUGGGUCUUUUCACAUCACAGUACUUAUCGAUCGAGGACCAUACGUUCACCAUUGUUGAGGCCGAUGGGGUCUUUGUUGAGCCUCAGGAAGUAGACUCAUUGUACAUUGCUGUAGCACAGCGCUAUUCUGUCUUGGUCAAGAGUAAAAAAUCGACGAAGAAAAACUACCGUUUCCUUAACAUCAUCGACCAGGAAAUGUUGGAUGUCUUACCGGCUGAUUUACAAGUAAUUUCGACAAACUGGAUGGUCUAUAAUGACGAUGUAGAAAUGCCCUCUCCAUUAGAAAACAACGAUAAGAGCUUCGAGAAUCAAUUGGCCAAGAUGCAUCCUUUUGACGAUUUCUACCUUGUUCCUCUUGGUAAGGAGGCUUUGCUUCCAGAUGCAGAUGUUGUGAUCACCCUCGAUUUCACAAUGGAUGUCCUAGGCGACGGCGUAACCUAUGCGCUGUUUAACGGUGUGUCGUAUGUUCCUCCUAAGGUUCCUACAUUAUACUCUGUUGUGUCCAGUGGAAAAUAUGCCAACAAUCAACAGGUCUACGGUUCCAACACCAACACCUUUGUAAUCCAGAACAACGAAGUAGUUGACAUUGUAUUGAAUAAUAUGGAUCCAGGGAAGCAUCCUUUCCAUUUGCACGGACACACUUUCCAAGUGAUCUCUCGUUCUCCGGAAGGCAUGGAUGAGGAAGAUCCGAUCAAGUUUGACCCAAACAACUCUAGCCAUACGAACUAUCCAGAGUAUCCUAUGAUUAGAGACACUGUACAGGUACAUCCCAAUGGGUUUUUUGUGCUAAGAUUCAAGGCUGACAACCCUGGUGUUUGGUUUUUCCAUUGCCAUGUAGACUGGCAUUUGGAGCAGGGAUUGGCUAUCACCUUCGUGGAAGCUCCUUUUGAGAUCCAAAAACAGAAAAUCAUACCUAAUCAUUAUGACAAUUGUAAGCUGUCUAAUGUUUCUACGAUUGGUAAUGCUGCUGGAAAUUACGGCGAGACCAAAGAAAGCUGGUUGAAUCUACAGGGAGAAAACGUCCAAGUAGCACCAUUACCAGCCGGGUUUACUACAAAGGGCUACGUAGCUAUGAUACUUUGCACCUUGGUGGCAGUUUAUGGAGUGUGGUCUAUUUACAAAUACGGAAUGGAGGACGUCAACUCCGAAGACACCGAAGCCGUCAUCCGCAAACUUUAUGACAUCUUACGAACGAAUGGAGCUCUUGAACCAGAAUAUGAUGAUGGUGAUGAGGAACUCUUGAUUGCAUCAUAGGUUUAUAGCUGUAUUGCUAUUUUCUUCAAAUUACGCAACUCAACUUUGAGAAAUCUUCAUUAAUUUCUUUGCCUCAACAAGGCAUCACUUAAUAGCAUAAAAAGGGUUCUAAUUUUAUUAUUGCAAACUUAUGGCUAAUAUUCUAUGGUUAACAUAUAAUAGAAAAACAUGUCUGAAAAUGGCUGAAAAUUUUAUGUCGCUUGUAUAUACCUACUAAUGCAAAAACUCGCUUCCCUUAUACUAAUUGGGUGAUCCGGGGAGAUUGGCCUGAAGAAUUGCACGAUUCCCCAACACUUCGAAAAUAUAUAUAUACCACAACUUAUCUAAGGUUAUCAACAAGUGUACACUGCUAGAUA